This is a messenger RNA of Trichoderma virens Gv29-8, 1800 nucleotides long. RefSeq lists its product as uncharacterized. Gene Ontology annotation, molecular function: transmembrane transporter activity. Gene Ontology annotation, biological process: transmembrane transport. The transcript has a single exon. The coding region runs from base 1 to 1800 and encodes 599 amino acids. NCBI's taxonomy places the organism in Eukaryota, Fungi, Ascomycota, Sordariomycetes, Hypocreales, Hypocreaceae. The record is from RefSeq and is a predicted model, not a curated record.
AUGAGGUCAUCAUCUCCCGCUUCCAUCAUCCGGCAACCUCAAACUAAGCCCCAAAAUGCCCUUUUCAAUGACGAAAAUGUGAACCUCCUCGAUAGCUUCCGCGACAGCAAUGACAAUAACAAUCUCAACGACAUUUAUGACAAUGAAGAAUCCACCGCACAUUCCGAUAUACAUUCCAAUAUCAAGGAUAAUGAGACCGUGAUUGUACCAUGGACAUCAAAGACCUUGAUCUUCGCCUAUAUCAUGAUAUGGUUCACAUACUUCGUCGAGGGCAUUCUAUCCGCUACCACUGGAAUUUUGACUCCCUACGUCACGUCUGACUUUGCCUCGCAUUCGCUCACACCUACCGUCAACAUCCUGAGCAGUGUGAUUGGAGGUGUCACCAACCUUACUCUCGCCAAGAUCCUUGACAUCUUCGGUCGGGCAUACGGAUAUCUAUUCUGCAUCAUUCUCGCAACGAGUGGUCUUGUUAUGAUGAGUACUUGCAACAGUAUUCAAGCCUAUGCUAUUGCUCAAGUCUUUCAGACGAUUGGGAACAAUGGCAUUCUGUAUAGCCUGACUGUGUUUGUCGCCGACAAUUCUUCAAUGCGCAAUCGAGGUCUGAUACAAGCCGUCGUUAGCUCACCCAAUCUUAUCACACCCUGGCUAGCUGGUCCUUUAUCGUCAAGAUUUAUGAAUGGGCCCGGCUGGCGAUGGGUAUUUGGCUUGUUUGUGAUUCUCGUGCCGUCUAUUACUCUCCCGCUUUUCUGCCUUUUGUUUAGCAGUUAUCUCAAAGCCAAAAAAAUAAGCAUGAUUCACCAAAGGGAUAACGAGAACGAUGGUGGCCACACUAUUCUGCAGUCUUUAUUCUACUAUUCACGGCAGUUCGACGCCAUAGGACUUGGUCUACUCUCAGCAGGUGUUACACUUCUCCUCGCAUCACUCAACCUGUACGCAUUGCAAGGAUGGGACUUGCUAUAUAUUUUUGCAUUGUCAAUCACUGGCAGUCUCUUCCUCAUUUCUUUCGUGUUAUGGGAGAGAUAUUACGCUUCUACCACCUUCGUGUCCUAUUCGCUUUUUCUUGAUCGUACCAUUUUGGGCGCUUGCAUCCUAUCCACUACCUUAUUUAUUAGCUUUUGGUGUUGGAAUAGCUUCUUCAGCUCGUAUCUACAAGUUGUGAACGAUCUCAGCAUUGAAAAUGCCAACUAUGUGGUGCAGCUGUAUACUGUCUUUGCAGUUGUCUGCGCCAUCGCUGUUGGCGCCUUAAUCCAUUACACUGGCCACUUUAAGUCAGUAUGCCUUUAUGUAGGAGUUCCCCUAAGUCUCCUGAGUUUAGGUUCCAUGGUAUACCACUGCAAUAACGAAAGUAGUAUCGGGUAUAUCAUCAUGUCUCAAAUUUUUGUUUCUAUUGCAGCAGGGAUCAUCAUGAUUUGCGAUGAGGUUGCAAUCUUAGCCGCUGCUUCUAACCACGAGGUUGCUGUUUGUCUAGCUGUGUUAGGAUUGUUUGGUAAUAUUGGCGGUGCUGUUGGCCUGACUAUUGCAUCAGCAAUUUGGCAAAACGUCUUCCGCAGGAAGCUAAUCGAAUUAAUUCCUGCUGAAGAGCUUCCAAAUCUGGCCAAAAUCUAUUCGGAUAUAUCUACCCAGCUAUCAUAUCCAGUCGGUUCUGCGACUCGCAUUGGCGUUCAACAUGCUUACGAAUAUACUCAAGGAAAACUGUUGGUCGCAGCUAUGGUGGUGUGGGCUGGGGGCUUCAUUGGGGUUGCUAUGUGGAGAAAUAUUAACGUAAUUCAUAUAAAAGAACAUACAACCCAUAAUUUGUAA